This is a messenger RNA of Suillus subalutaceus, 1363 nucleotides long. RefSeq names its product Swi3-domain-containing protein. The record is from RefSeq and is a predicted model, not a curated record. Bases 19 to 1263 code for a protein of 414 amino acids. The transcript is spliced from 3 exons. Gene Ontology annotation, biological process: DNA replication checkpoint signaling; replication fork arrest; DNA damage response. NCBI's taxonomy places the organism in Eukaryota, Fungi, Basidiomycota, Agaricomycetes, Boletales, Suillaceae. Gene Ontology annotation, cellular component: nucleus; replication fork protection complex. Gene Ontology annotation, molecular function: DNA binding.
CUUUACACCAGAACAUUCAUGUCUCUCGACGACAUCUGGGACGCGCCAAUUUCUCCUGCUCAUGCUGUUACGCCGCAUUCGGAUACAGUCAGCUCUCAGAAACGCCCUAGAGAAACAUUAUUUCUUUCCGACUCAGACAACGAAGACGAGCAACCAGCGCCGAAGAGACCUACUAGCUCGGCACCGAGACCAGACGUAGAUGCGCUUUUCGCCGACAUCGAUAAUGAUGACGCAGAGGAGGAGGAUGACCUAAGAUAUAAACCCCUUGCACCUGCCCUUGACCUUGAGGCACUCCGAAAACAGGCCGAGGCAAAACACGCGUUGACACCCCAUCAAAUCUUGCCUAGUAGUUCUCCACCAAGAGAUUUAGGUCCCGACGAAGAAAAUGAGGGAGGAAAGGAUAACAAGGAUAAAGGAAAAGAUGGGAAAAAAGAGAGAAAGAAGGUUGUAUUACUCGAUGAAACAAGUUUGAUAGGGGCAUCGGGGUUUCCACAGCUCAUUCAGAAUAUCAAAGAUUUUAAGGUUAAAGGGAAAGGUCAUGAGCAUUCAGACCUCCAACGGAUUCUCCAGGUGUACCAGUUUUGGUCUCAUAGAUUGUACCCCAAGACUCCGUUCAAAGACACCGUUGAGCGCGUCGAAAAAUUAUGUCACUCAAAACGAAUGCAGGUCCGAUUGAGCGUAUGGCGUGAUGAGGCGAAAGGUCUUGUCAAUGGCAAGGAGCCAGGAGAAAACGGCGGCGACAACGUUAUCGACCUCACCGAUCCAAAUUUUGAUGGUGCAGACGUGACUGACGAUUCGUCCUCUUUGCAUGCCCCAUCUCUUCCACCCUCAUCAUCAGAGGCCGAAGACGACGAUUUUGAUAUCGAUGCUGUCGUUAGAGAGGAAGAGAAACGCCUCGCUGCGUUCAGAGCACAACGUUCUGUUUCCCCUGCACCUCCCGCAUCAAAGGCCAAAUAUAAAACUUUGCCACCCGAGGUUGCAGAUGGGAUGGACAUCGACGAAGAGGCGAUGUGGAAUGACCUCGAAAUAUUCGAUAACCCAAUCCCCAACCCUGCUCCGCCGCCUCCAAAGAGUAGUAAACCAAGCCUCUUAGUCGAUGACCAGGAUGAAGAAAUGUGGGAUAUGGUGCGGGAAUUGGAGAGAGAAGAGUAUACAGCAUCGAAGCAACUUCCAGUGUCAUCCGUGUUGAGCACGCCAUCUGCAGGGAACGCUGACAUGUCUCUCGGGACAAAUGACGAAGACUUUGAUGAUAUAUAUGCGUAGAUUCAGAUGAUACGUAAAUGAGUGAAUGUCAUACAAUAGCCGAACGUCUUCGUUCAUCACGUCCGUUGGAGCAGGGCCAGCGGCCUAAGCCCAGAGCAAG